Solanum verrucosum is the source of this 548-nucleotide messenger RNA. RefSeq names its product kirola-like. The record is from RefSeq and is a predicted model, not a curated record. Gene Ontology annotation, biological process: defense response. Lineage: Eukaryota; Viridiplantae; Streptophyta; Magnoliopsida; Solanales; Solanaceae. The coding region runs from base 1 to 444 and encodes 147 amino acids. The transcript is spliced from 2 exons.
AUGGGUCUGAAAGGCAAGUUGAUUGGUUCGAUAGAGGUUAAGUGUGGAGGACACUUGAUUCAUGAUAUUUUGCACGUCAAUCCUCGAAAUGUACCCAACAUAACCAAGAUUAAUCAUUUUGAGAUGGAUCAUGAAGGUGAAAGCAUAAAGAUUGGCUCGAUAGUUAGUUGGACAUAUAAUGACGACGGAUCUGAAAAGGAUAAAAUUGUUAAGGAAGUGAUUGAGGCAAUUGAUCCUGAGGAGAAAUCGAUCACUUGGAAGGUAAUUGGAGGAGAUCUGCUAGAGUUGUAUGAUUCUCUUACUAUUAUCACAGCAUGUGAACAUGAGUGGACUACAUGUUCAUUUAUAUAUGAGAAAAAAACUGAAGACACCCCAGAACCUCUUGUUCCAUUUGGUUUCCUCCUUAAUUUGAUCAAGGAAAUGGAGGGUCAUCUUCUCAAAUAAUACAAGAUCAAUCUGGUAUCUGAUAGUUCUUAUCGUUACGUAUUUGUGUAUGUCUACGUGUACACGCGUGUGAAUUUAUGAAUAUCUAUAUAUAUAUAUGUGUG